AUGAGCUACAAUGCCGAGAACAUCAAGCUCAACCCUAUCCAGCCCAGUCCAGUGAAGCCAGCGUUCAGUCGCCAAAACGGCAAUGGCUCAAAACAUGUUGCCUACGAGCCCUCGGUCAAUGAAGACGAUGAAGACGAAGAAGAGGAUGAUUUGGUUAUGGAAGAUGUCAGUCGUGCUCUCCUCACGCCAGCAACUCCGCGCUUCGCUCAAAACAGGGAGGCACCGGCCUCACUAUGGCUUCAAAUACGGGGAAUUGUAAUCGAAAGUGCUCCAACACUUCUGUUCACCACAGCUGGCCUGCUAUUCACCGGAGAGCUGCUAGACCAUGUUUCUCGUUGGCGACCAAUGCGUCAAGUCGACCAACUCAUCAUGAUUGUGCCAGUCGUGCUCAAUCUCAAAGGAAAUCUCGAGAUGAAUCUUUCGGCACGACUUGGAACAGCAGCGAAUGUUGGGGAACUAGACGACAAGAAAGCGAGGCAGGCCAUCAUCAUUGGUAACCUCACACUCUUACAAGUCCAAGCCACUGUGGUGUCGUUUGUCGCUGCUGGGGUUUCUCUUCUCCUUGGACGCAUACUACCACGGGCAAUGGUGGAAUCUGUUGUCACCAGAGCCGUCCGACCCUUGCCUCCAGCACAUCCUCCAACUGCUGAUGAGCCACGCAAAUCUGGGUUUCCAACCUUUUUGUUCGUUGCAUCGUCUGCAAUGACUGCGGCUUGUGCAUCUAGUCUUCUCCUGGGCUCAUUCAUGUGUGCCCUUGUCGUUGCCUGCCGACGGUUUGGACUAGAUCCUGAUAAUAUCGCACCUCCGAUUGCCUCCUGCUUGGGAGACCUGGUAACCCUGGUCCUCCUGUCACUUUUUGCAUCAGCUCUUUUUCCAACCCUCCACACGCCUAUUCCCUCCGUUAUCCUUAUUCUUAUAAUACUGUCCGCUAUCUCUUGCGCGCUAUAUACACGUCGCAAUCGUCUCGUCGCUCCUCUGCUUACUCAAGGCUGGGCCCCACUCUUUGGCGCCAUGGUCAUCUCAUCUGGCACAGGAAUCGUGCUCGACCUCUUUGUCAGCCGCUACUCCGGCUUUGCUCUCCUUGCGGUCGUAAUAAGUGGGCUUCCCGGUGGUGUCGGCGCCAUCUUUGCCUCUAGACUGUCGACGGCUCUUCACGCAGCAAAGCGUGAAGCAGACGGCGAACAUCCCGUGACUCCCCAACCCAAACCCCCCUCCGACCGCGUCGUCAUCCUUACCCUUCUCGCCGUCACUCUCCCCGUCGAAAUAAUAUUCCUCGGAGUUCUCAAAGCUCUUGGCUGGCUACAACUCCCUAUCCUCUUCGCUAUCUUCUCAAUCAUAUUCUUCUGCGUAGCGGCCACAUCCUCACUCUUGAUUGCCAAAGCCCUCGUUCGCUCCCUGUGGGCCAGAGGGUACGACCCCGAUAUGUAUGCCCUGCCGAUCCAUUCGGCGUUGAUGGACCUUAUUGGUCAACUUCUGCUUGUGGCAUGUUUCGAGAUUGUGUCAGCAUUGGGAGGCGAUCUGAAGGUGCGACCGCCAGAGCCUGUUGAGGUAUCCGAAGGGUUGAUACGCGCAUUGCAUGGACUGAGGACGGUAUAA
This is a messenger RNA of Mycena indigotica, 1596 nucleotides long. RefSeq names its product Mg transporter. Gene Ontology annotation, cellular component: plasma membrane. Lineage: Eukaryota; Fungi; Basidiomycota; Agaricomycetes; Agaricales; Mycenaceae. Gene Ontology annotation, molecular function: monoatomic cation transmembrane transporter activity. Bases 1 to 1596 code for a protein of 531 amino acids. Gene Ontology annotation, biological process: monoatomic cation transport. The record is from RefSeq and is a predicted model, not a curated record. The transcript is spliced from 4 exons.